AUCACCGUUUAUCUCAAACGGAAGCCUAAUGUUUAUAGGAAUUACAAUAUGAAAAAUGUACCGGAUAAUUGCUGUAGUAAUAUUCAAUAUUUUAUGUUCUGUUAUGGGAAUAAAGAAAGAUAUUGUAUUUCUCAUUGAUACAUCGGCAAGUAUAAGCCCUACACAAUUUCAACAUUCAAUAGAUUUCGUGUACAACAUUACAAAUUUCUUAAGAAUAGGAACCCAAGAUAUUCAAGUUUCUGUGGUUUUGUAUGACAAAAAGCCUAUUGGUGUGUUCGACUUUGAUACUUAUAUAAACAAACAGUCGCUACUAAAUGCUAUUAAGCACAUUCAUAAAGGUAUUGGAGCCAGUACAAAUACUGCAAAGGCUUUAGACUAUUCCCGGGCAUUGUUUAAUCUUCAAAACGGAAGUAGAAGUAACGCAGAAAAAGUGGUAGUAACUUUAACUGAUGGAGAUUCAAAUGACCGGAUAAGUACUAAACAUUCUGCGGAGCUGCUUAGAAAUAAUAAUGUUACUGUGUAUGGAGUAGGCGUUGGCGAUUUCACACAUAGAUCUGAAAUAUUCGACAUUGCAGGCAAAAGUGAAAAUGUGUAUACCGUUGGUGGAUUUGAGUAUAUAUGUAAUCUAGUUCCAGUUAUGGUACCAGUUUUAGAUCCCAGUGCUACACAUCACAUUGUUAACAACUGUCCGCAGGAACCAAGUACAACUCCACAUAGUACCACAAUCCUCGUUACUAAUUAUUCAGCUAAAACCUCGAGCGAAGAUAAGGGGAAGACAGGAAUAAUUGCUGGUGUAACUGCAUCCAUAAGUCUUUUGUCUUUGUUAUUGCUGUUUCUUGUUUUACGACGGAAGUGUUCAAGAAAAAGGAAAAUAGAAUCUCCACCAGACGACAUCAUAGUUGGACAAGCACCUCGAAAAACAACAUUCAUCAACUGAUGCAUUCUAUCUCAGAAGAACAAGCCUUGUCUAUAUAAAUACAAAAUAUCUUUACUUGUAUAGGAAUAUUGCACUAUUCAGAAGACUUAGUCUUAGUGUGUAGAAUUUUAUAUUGCAAUACCGUGUGAGUGCAAUACAGAAUGAAUAGAUUAAAACUGUAAGAUACUUAAUAUCAGUUGAGGAGCUACAUGUACCCAACGCUUUGACUAACAUAUAUUGGUUCGUUUAGUUUUCAAACAGUUUUCAAAUUAUUUUUACUUUGACCUGUUUACAUAAAUAUGAAAAAUUCUAAAUAUUUGAACCACACAAUUUACAGUAAUAAUUUGAAUAUAAAGCAGUUUGACAAACGAUAAAUGUUUUCGUUGAAAAGCUUGAUAGCUAUUUACUAUUAGUGUGUGAUAAAAAAACUCAGCUGUUUUUAAAGAGUAAACACCCUUAGGUGUUCGGUGCCCCCUUAA
Mytilus trossulus (common blue mussel) is the source of this 1395-nucleotide messenger RNA. RefSeq names its product collagen alpha-1(XII) chain-like. Lineage: Eukaryota; Metazoa; Mollusca; Bivalvia; Mytilida; Mytilidae. The record is from RefSeq and is a predicted model, not a curated record. Bases 56 to 937 code for a protein of 293 amino acids. The transcript is spliced from 5 exons.